This is a messenger RNA of Rattus rattus (black rat), 1220 nucleotides long. It is a transcript of the gene Set, whose product is annotated as SET nuclear proto-oncogene. Gene Ontology annotation, biological process: nucleosome assembly. The record is from RefSeq and is a predicted model, not a curated record. Gene Ontology annotation, cellular component: chromatin; nucleus. The transcript has 7 exons. NCBI's taxonomy places the organism in Eukaryota, Metazoa, Chordata, Mammalia, Rodentia, Muridae. Bases 360 to 1205 code for a protein of 281 amino acids. Gene Ontology annotation, molecular function: histone binding; chromatin binding.
GCGAAGAGGAGGAGGUGGUGGAGGAGGAGGUGGAGGAGGAGGAGGCGGCUCAGGGCAAUCGAGAAGCGAGCCGGAGCGCAGGGCGCGAGUCGAGGAGCCCAGCCGAGCCGCCGCCGCCUCCCCGCCUUCAGUGAGAGCCCCGGCCGGGGGCUCGCCACAACGCGCCCGGGCCUGCCUCGGCGUCAGGCCCCGCGGGCAGUGCCAGGCAGCCAGGGGGAGGGCAAGCAAGUGAGCGCCGGGAGGAGGCGGCCGGAGCAAGCGGGCGCCGCGCGUGUGGCGUGAGGGGAAGCCGCUGGCCGCCCCCUUGGCCGUCCCUUCGCUCCCCCUCCCCGCUCCCCGCCCCGACCACGGAGGGCACCAUGUCUGCGCCGACGGCCAAAGCCAGUAAAAAGGAGCUCAACUCCAAUCACGACGGGGCCGACGAGACCUCAGAAAAAGAACAGCAAGAAGCAAUUGAACAUAUUGAUGAAGUACAAAAUGAAAUAGACAGACUUAAUGAACAAGCCAGUGAGGAAAUUUUGAAAGUAGAACAAAAAUAUAACAAACUCCGCCAACCAUUUUUUCAGAAGAGGUCAGAAUUGAUCGCCAAAAUCCCAAAUUUUUGGGUAACAACAUUUGUCAACCAUCCACAAGUGUCUGCACUGCUUGGGGAGGAAGACGAGGAGGCCCUGCACUAUUUGACCAGAGUUGAAGUGACAGAAUUUGAAGACAUUAAAUCAGGUUACAGAAUAGAUUUUUAUUUUGAUGAAAAUCCUUACUUUGAAAAUAAAGUUCUCUCCAAAGAAUUUCAUCUGAAUGAGAGUGGUGACCCAUCUUCAAAGUCCACCGAAAUCAAAUGGAAAUCUGGAAAGGAUUUGACAAAACGCUCAAGUCAAACGCAGAAUAAGGCCAGCAGGAAGAGACAGCAUGAAGAGCCAGAGAGCUUCUUUACCUGGUUUACUGACCACUCUGACGCAGGUGCUGACGAGUUAGGAGAGGUCAUCAAAGAUGAUAUUUGGCCAAAUCCUUUGCAGUACUAUUUGGUUCCCGAUAUGGAUGAUGAAGAAGGAGAGGCAGAGGAUGACGAUGACGACGACGAAGAGGAGGAAGGGUUGGAAGACAUUGAUGAAGAAGGAGACGAGGACGAAGGUGAAGAAGAUGACGAUGAGGAUGAAGGGGAGGAAGGAGAGGUAAGGAAACUCUACCAAGCCCUAGUGAUUUUUUAGAAUAUGUAUGAAACA